Mobula hypostoma (lesser devil ray) is the source of this 11265-nucleotide messenger RNA. RefSeq names its product piezo-type mechanosensitive ion channel component 2-like. Gene Ontology annotation, molecular function: mechanosensitive monoatomic ion channel activity. The transcript is spliced from 52 exons. The coding region runs from base 651 to 8600 and encodes 2649 amino acids. Gene Ontology annotation, cellular component: membrane. The record is from RefSeq and is a predicted model, not a curated record. NCBI's taxonomy places the organism in Eukaryota, Metazoa, Chordata, Chondrichthyes, Myliobatiformes, Myliobatidae.
UCAGCGAGACCGGGCUGCAAUUUCAACCCACGAUCAGCGGGAAUUAAAACUAUCGCAGCACCAACUUCGGGAACAGAUAGGCGUGCUCCUAAACAAAAAGGCAGUUUCUCUCUUAUUUUUGUGAAAUCAAGGUAACCAAUAAAUUGAUCAGCGGGAGCCAGCCCGAUAGUGAAUACUCGCAGACAGUAAUCGGCUGGGGUACCAUCAGUGAAACGUGUUGCUGUCUUACCCUGAUGAGUCAUUCUGGAUAAGGGAUCUACAGCGGAACACUGUGAAGUCCCGCUUUUCCAGAAAGGCACUCGUUACUGGUCCAGUUGUACCGACCCACCUCUCAGUAAAGACCGGCAAGUUCUUUACAAUGUCGAGGCACCCGGGACACUAUCUGUAACGAUCCUUAGGCUCCAUCCGUUGACCAGGUACUUGGAUGUGCGGGCGAUGCGAGCCAUCUGUUGAGAUUUGCCGGGAUUGGAAGGCUAACGCCGAGACAACUUUCCAAGGAUACCAUGAGAAGGUUGCUUUGAAAUCCGGCCCGAAUUUGAUGGAAUUUUCUUAUUUUCUUUCGCACGUUGCGAAUGAUAAACUGCGGGCAACCGAUGAGUAUUUGACCCCCUCCCCGCGGUAGGGUUGAGAAGAGAACCGUCUUACUCACAAUGGCAUCGGAAGUGGUGUGUGGCCUAAUCUUCAGACUGCUUCUGCCCAUCUGUUUAGUAGCUGCAUGUUUGUUUCGAUACAAUGGACUAUCAUUUGUCUACCUCAUCUUCCUCCUCCUUAUUCCACUCUUCUCCGAACCUACAAGAAAGACAAUGCAAGGACAUACAGGCCGCUUACUGAAAACCCUGUGUUUCACAAGCCUCACCUUUCUGCUGCUUCAUGCCUUGUUUCAAAUUACCAUAUAUAGCCUACAGGUUAAUAGGAAAAUCAAGCCAGGAUUCAAUUGUACGGAUUGGGAAAAGACCUUCAGACAGUUAGGAUUUGAAAGUGUGAGUGGGGCAGAUGCUGGGAACAUUAUUAGACUCUUUGCUCCAGAUGUUGGAAUGUUUGUUGCUGGCUUGGCUACAUGGCUCGUCUGUAAAAGUUUAGUUCAGCAACCACCAACAGAGGACAUGGCACAGUACAACCCAGAGUUCCAGAGUGAAGAACUGGAAGAGGAAAAGCUUGAACUGGAUGAAGCUCUAAUUUAUGAGGAAGAUUUUGAAGUCACAAACAUGGUUGAAGAAAUGGAAGAGGGAACUAGGCAAAAUAUUCUUCGCAGAAUAGCAACAUACGCAUCACUAUUAAAAGAAUUUAUUGGCAAUAUCAUAACAACCACUGGAAAAGUAGUUGUUACCAUUUUACUUGGUUUAACAGGUAUAACACUACCAUCUCUGACCUCAGGUGUAUACUUCUUUGUAUUUUUGGGGUUAUGCACGUGGUGGUCCUGUGGGAAACAGUUUGAUCCGCUGAUAUUCAGCUGUUUGUGUGUAUUGAUGGCUAUAUUCAGUGCAGGACACCUAAUUGGACUCUACCUUUACCAACUGCAAUUGUUUCAAGAACUUGUCCCACCGGGUGACUUCUAUGCAAGGUUGUUUGGUGUAACACCAGUGAUUCAGACAAACUGCACAACAACGUGGAAGAUUAUAGCCAAUCCCAACAUGUCUUGGCCCCAACACGUCAAUCCUAUAAUGCUGUUAUUAUUGUAUUAUACGUUGGCAACGCUCAUCCGCCUCUGGCUUCAGGAACCGAUUGUAACGAAUAACCAAGAGGAAGACAACAAUGAAAAUGAGGAAGAAGGAGAAAAGGACCUGCUUAGAAAUGAUUCACCAGUCACUGCUGAAGUGAGACGUAGUCUGUGGUAUUCAGCGCAUUACGCAACAGAUGAAAGAAGGCUCCUUACGAUUACCCAUGAUGACUCCAACUUCUCUGAUUCCUUGAUAAUGACAGUGAAUGGGAAUCCUUCAGACUACAAUGGAGUGCAAGGUGAAAAUGGUCCAGUCUCACUAGAGAUGUACUCCACUCCACAAUACAAAUGGGAGGUGGGAAAUGUAUCUCCUGACAAAGAGAAAGAAGAAAGUAUUGUGGAAGAACCAGUUAACAGCAGACUCAACAGCCUUAUCACUAUUUUCCGUUUCAUUAUGAAGCAGAGUUAUAUCUGUGCACUCAUUGCCAUGAUGGCCUGGAGUAUUACCUACCAUAGCUGGCUCACUUUUGUGUUGUUGAUUUGGUCAUGUGUGCUGUGGAUGUUGCGAGACCGUCGACGAUAUGCAAUGCUCACAUCUCCAUUCAUGGUCUUCUAUGGAAACAUCCUGCUAACCCUACAAUAUAUCUGGAGUCUCGACCUUACUAAAGAUGAACUUCCUGAGCCAUCUGGAGUACUGAAAAAGAUGGAGACACCAUGUGUUGAAUUGGGUUCAAAGAUCCUGUGCGCGUUGACCUUUUGGCUUUUGCUCCGUCAAAAUAUUACUGAACGUCGUGAAGCUGAAAAGAACAAAGGAUCUCUCUUAUCAGAAGUCAGAGUGGAAGAAAGUGAAGAUAGCCAGCAAGGCAAAGAGAUAAUGAAAGUAUUAGGAAACCUGGUGAUGGGAAUGUUUGUCAAAUAUUGGAUUUACAUCUGCGGUGGAAUGUUUUUCUUCGUGAGUUUUGAAGGCAAGAUUGUCAUGUACAAGAUUAUCUACAUGAUGCUGUUCCUGUUCUGUGUGGCUUUAUAUCAGGUGCAUUAUGAUUGGUGGCGGCGGAUCUUGAAGUAUUUUUGGAUUAUUGUUGUCUCCUACACAAUGCUGGUUUUGAUCCUCGUGUAUACCUAUCAGUUUGAUUCAUUCCCGUCUCUGUGGCAAAACAUGACUGGAAUGGAUAUUGAAAAAUUGAAGGAUCUUGGAUUGGAGAAAUUCACAGUUGCGGAUCUGUUUACUAGCAUUUUCAUCCCCACAUCUUUCCUGCUCGUGUGUAUAUUGCACCUUCAUUAUUUUCAUGAUCGAUUUCUGGAGCUCACUGACCUUAAAGCAGUGACCAGCAAACAGGAGAGCACUAUCUACAGGUUAGUGAAUCAGGAUGGAAGCCUGCCUGACAUCGGCAUGAUGAACAUCAACACCAGUUCUCAGAAAGAGGAAAGAACAGAUGACAAAAAGACAGAGGAGGGUGAAGAGGAGGAGGAAGAGGAAGAUUCGAGAGAAGAAAAGACAAAUAAAUGGCACCUGGUAAUUGACCGUCUGACUGUGCUGUUCCUAAAAUUUAUGGAGACGUUCCAUAAACUACAAAUAAUGGCUUGGUGGAUUUUGGAACUUCACAUAAUCAAAAUUGUGUCAUUUUACAUCAUUUGGAUUACAUUGAAAGAGGUUUCCCUGCUGAAUUAUGUCUUCUUAAUCUCGUGGGCCUUCGCUUUGCCUUAUGUAAAAUUACGUCCUCUGGCAUCAAGUAUCUGCACAGUCAUGACCUGCAUAAUCAUUGUUUGUAAAAUGUUAUAUCAAUUAUCAUCUGUUCAACCUUUAACCUACUCUUCAAACUGUACAAUUCCUCAACUCAAUGAGACCAAUGUAGAGAGUGCUGAGAGAUUGAACAGCUCGAUUCUCUACUCUAGCCCGGUGGAUCCCGCAAAUUGGAUUGGGCUCAAGAAGUCUUCUCCUCUUCUAGUGUACCUUAAGAACAACCUAUUGAUUCUUGCUGUUUUAGCAUUUGAAGUGACUGUCUAUCGCCAUCAGGAAUAUUUUAGACUUCGCAAUAAUCUUCCACCUCCAGUAACAAAAACGAUCUUUCAUGACAUCACAAGACAACAUCUGGACAAUGGGCUGGUUGACUGUGCCAAGUAUUUCAUCAACUACUUCUACUACAAGUUUGGGUUGGAGAUAUGUUUCCUCAUGACAGUCAAUGUGAUUGGCCAACGGAUGGAUCUGUAUGCCAUGCUUCAUGCCUUUUGGCUAUUUGCAUUACUCUACCGACGUCGCAGGAAAGCCAUUGCUGAGAUCUGGCCAAAAUACUGCUGCUUCCUGGCAUGCAUUCUGACCUUCCAAUACCUGCUCUGCAUUGGCAUCCCACCCGCUGCUUGCAAAGAGUAUCCAUGGAGAUUUGCUAGUGCCAACAUUAAUUCGAACUUUAUUAAGUGGUUGUACUUUCCAGAUUUCAUCAUAAAUCCUAAUCCAAUGUUUCUUAUCUAUGACUUUAUGAUGUUGCUGUGUGCGUCACUACAGUGGCAGGUGUUUGAAGAUGAAAACAAAGCUGCAGUGAGGAUCGUUGCUGGGGACAAUGUGGAGAUCUGCAGAGAUCUGGAUGCAGCGACAUUCAGUCAACACAACCCAGUACCAGACUUUAUUCAUUGCAGGUCUUACCUGGACAUGAUCAAAGUUAUUGGAUUCAGUUACUUAUUUUGGUUCGUGCUCACAAUCAUCUUUAUCACAGGAACUACCCGUAUCAGCAUCUUCUGCAUGGGUUACCUGGUUGCCUGUUUUUAUUUCCUACUUUUUGGUGGAGAGCUUUUAUUAAAACCCAUUAAAAUAAUUCUGCAGUACUGGGAUUGUCUUAUAGCCUACAACGUAUUUGUGAUCACAAUGAAGAAUAUUCUGUCUAUAGGAGCAUGUGCCUAUAUCAAUUCUUUGGUUUUGAGAGGUUGUUGGUUCAUCCAAACAUUUGGCCUCGUCUGUACUGUUAAGGGCUACGAUGAGCCCCCUCCAGAGAACCUUAAGAAAUGCCCAUUGCCAAGUGGUGAAGCAGGCAUUAUAUGGGAUAGUAUAUGUUUCUCCUUUCUACUGCUACAGAGGAGAGUCUUUAUGAGUUACUAUUUCCUGCACGUAGUGGCGGACAUAAAAUCCGCUCAAAUACUUGCAUCAAGAGGUGCAGAACUAUUUCAAGCAACAAUUGUAAAAGCUGUGAAGGCUAGACUCGAAGAGGAAAAGAAGUCAAUGGACCAACUCAAGAGACAGAUGGAUCGCAUCAAAACAAGACAGCAGAAGUAUAAAAAAGGCAAAGAGAGAAUGCUGAGUUUGACACAGUCAGUUGAUGCGCAGGGUAAUAAGGUGAAGCAGGAAGAUGAUGAUGAUGAAGGAGAACCAGAGAAAGAGAAAGCCAAGGGCAAAAAAAAGCAGUGGUGGCGACCCUGGGUUGACCAUGCUUCCAUGGUACGGAGUGGAGACUACUAUCUCUUUGAGACAGACAGUGAGGAGGAGAAUGACGAAGAAGUCAGAGAAGAUGAAGAACUACCAAAAAGAUCAGGGUUUCAGUUCGUUUACCAGACUUGGAUGAAAAAUUCCAAAUCGGCAAUGAAGGAAAAGAAGAAGAAACGAGGAUUCGGUAAAAGAGAAAUGGAAGGUCACAUUGCAAUCGAAUGUGAGGAGUCAGAAGAAUUACCCACGCCAGAAGAAGUGCAUAAACAAUCUAAUGGACCAGAUAAUGUUUUCAAGAGGGUGUUCAACCUCCUGAAGUUCACUUGGGUUCUCUUCUUGGCUUUGGUGGAUAGUUUCACUAAAUGGCUAAAUUCAAUCUCAAAGGAAUGCAUUGAUAUAUCCACUGUCCUGAGGAUAGAGAGAUGCAUGCUUACAAGAGAAGUGAAGAAGGGAAACAUUCCAUGCCGGGACAGUAUCCAUAAUUACUACAAGCAUCAAAUGAAGCUGAACAGUUCCCGGGAGUCAGGUCUGGACAGAAGUGAUAACAGUGCCCGAUGUGCUGCCUUAGUCGUCCAUGAAGGAGCCCGAGAACUGGGUGCUCACAGAAUGGACAGCACAGACUCUGGAGCCUCUCGCGACAGCUUGUCCAGCGAGCCAACACAGUGCACCAUGUUGUAUUCACGUCAAGGGACCACUGAUACGAUUGAGGAGGUGGAAGAUGAGCAGGAUGAAGAAGCGACAGUGCCUGUGUAUACAACAGACACCAUGACUGAAGAGGUUCCUCCUUCAUACAGCAAAGCUGUGAGCCUUGAGCAUUUGACCAUUAGCUCAGAUUCUGCUGGAGGAAAGCAGAUUAUGGCACUCACCCCAGAUAGCAAAGCGGAUCUACUUGAAGACCCUAUCUUUCCAAGUCUAAGCCACGAACUAACAGCCAGUGAACUGCUUCUCAACAAGAUGUUUUAUGAUGAGGAGUUGGAAGACUCGGAGAAGUUCUACAAAGCUCAACCUCGGCCACUGCUGCUCUUCUUUGCCCUCUAUAAUACCCUGGUAGCCCGGUCAGAAAUGCUGUGUUUCUUUGUCAUUAUCCUCAAUCACAUAGUCUCAGCGUCAAUGAUUACCUUGGUACUUCCCAUCCUCAUUUUUCUCUGGGCUAUGCUGUCCGUUCCUAGGCCAAGCAAGCGUUUCUGGAUGACAGCAAUUGUGUAUACAGAGGUAACAAUUGUGAUCAAGUACUUUUUCCAGUUUGGGUUUUUUCCGUGGAAUAAGAAUUUAAGUAUAAACCGAGACAAACCUGACUUUGUGCCGAACAUAAUCGGCAUUGAGAAGAAGGAUGGCUAUGUGCAUUAUGACCUCGUACAACUGCUUGCACUGUUCUUUCACCGAUCCAUCUUAAAGUGCCAUGGUUUGUGGGAUGAAGAUGAAAAGAGUGAAAAUGCUUCUGGUAAAGAUGAGAGUGAGGAAGAUCACAGAAAUGACUGUCAAAGGAAAAGCUCACUUGGUUCUCUAAAGUCAAUUAAUUUGCAAGCAUCUAUGGAUUCCAUUCACGUCCACUUUCCAGAACAGGCAACAGCCCGAAGAUCAAGUUCAACAGGUUCACAGAUCUCAAAUCGAUCAUCCCAUAGGUCACAAAGAGGAAGCAUAAGUACUCGAAACAGCAGCAGUCGGAAAGGAAGUGGGUCCCUCAGUGUUCAACCAAAGAAUAAAAGAGAGCUUUUAUUGGAAAAGUUAAGAGAACAAAUGAUAAAGGCAAAGGCCAUUAUUAUCGCCAAAAUACUUCAAAUCUAUUUCCCAAUCAGACAUUUCUUCUACAACAUCAUCCACCCAGAGUACAGUGCGGUGACAGAUGUUUAUGUGUUGAUGUUCAUGGCUGAUGUGGUGGACUUCAUUGUUAUUGUCUUUGGUUUUGGAGCGUUUGGGAAACAUUCAGCAGCUGCUGACAUAACAUCAUCUUUGUCAGAGGAUCAAGUGCCAGAGGCAUUUUUGGUGAUGCUGAUAAUUCAGUUUGGAACAAUGGUGGUAGACCGAGCACUCUACCUCAGAAAGACAGUCUUAGGAAAAGUUAUCUUCCAAGUCAUCCUUGUUUUUGGAAUCCACUUCUGGAUGUUCUUUAUCUUGCCAAGGGUGACAGAGCGAAAAUUUAGCCAGAACUCAGUUGCACAGGUUUGGUACUUUGUUAAAUGUGUUUACUUUGGAUUGUCAGCAUAUCAGAUACGUUGUGGUUACCCAACACGUGUCCUUGGUAACUUUCUGACUAAGAGCUACAACUAUAUCAACUUGUUCCUGUUUCAAGGAUUCCGACUGGUGCCUUUCCUGACUGAGUUAAGAGCAGUGAUGGACUGGGUCUGGACAGACACAACCCUUAGUCUUUCAAGCUGGAUCUGUAUAGAGGACAUUUAUGCCCAUAUUUUUGUUUUGAAGUGCUGGCGUGAAUCUGAAAAGAGAUAUCCUCAGCCACGAGGGCAGAAGAAAAAGAAGGUUGUAAAAUAUGGCAUGGGUGGUCUCAUCGUCUUUUUGUUAAUCUGCAUUGUGUGGUUCCCGCUCCUCUUCAUGUCAUUGAUAAAGUCUGUUGCUGGUGUGACAAACAGACCUUUGGACGUUUCUGUUACAAUCACCAUUGGAGGCUAUCAGCCCAUCUUUACAAUGAGUGCCCAGCAGAACCAGCUGCAAGAUUUGGAUCAUACUGAGUACAACAGACUUUUAAAGGAAUUUCAUGAUAAUUCUGGUGCUCUGCAGUUUCUGGAUGCCUACAUGAAAGAAGACAUUUUGAUUGCAAAACUUGAAGGAAAUUCAAAUUCUCUUUGGACCAUCAGUCCACCAAGUCGAUCCAAAAUGAUAGAAGGAUUGAGUGAUAACACGUCAUCUGUCUCCAUUGUUGUUGCAUGGUCUAUUCAAAGGAAUGUCACUCUUGGUGGAAAAUCUGAAAUUGCUUCUAAUAAAUUAUCAUUCCCUGUUCCACCAAAAACCAAAACUGAGCUUGCGGAGUUGAUGGAAGGGGGCAACAAAUCUGUAAAAAUUUCAAAGAUAUUUCCAAACUAUAUCAGAGCUCCCAGCGAUUCUGACACAAAGCCUGUGAAACAACUUUAUGUUCAUGGUGAUGACUACUGUGAACUUAAUUUAAUGCUGGUUCAGGAAAAAAGCAAUGUUACAGGACUCAUACAGGAAUGGUGGAUUGUUAAUCAGACCAACAAGUUUCUCAAAAAUGAUAAAAAGGAAAGUUUAGAAAUUAUUGUAUUCAGUGAUAAAGUUAGUCCUCCAAGUCUUGGCUUCCUGGCUGGCUAUGGCAUUAUGGGUCUCUAUGCAUCAGUUGUGCUAGUCAUUGGAAAGUUUGUGCGCGAGUUCUUCAGUGGGAUCUCUCACUCCAUCAUGUUUGAGGAGCUACCAAACGUGGACCGAAUCUUGAAGCUAUGCACAGAUAUCUUCCUGGUUCGAGAGACUGGAGAGUUAGAACUGGAGGAGGAUCUGUAUGCUAAGCUCAUCUUCUUAUAUAGAUCACCAGAAACUAUGAUCAAAUGGACACGCGAAAAGACGAAGUGACCAAUCUUACUGAUCUGGAUGUAAAAUUCUAAUUUGGAGAUUUUAAAAAAAAAGCACAAUAUCACAGAAAAGCUGAGUUAUUCACAGUUAGGUGAUAGGAGCUUUUCCUUCUGGAGCCCAGGCAGUUGUACGUUUCUCAAGUCCUCUCUGCCUACAGUCUCCCUCUGCUGACAGUGUAAGACUGGUGUUUGUGCCACCAUUCAGCCCUGGUUAUGGAGUUGAUUCCAGAUAGUAGCUGAAUCCAGUUUCUUUUCACUUUCAGAUAGCCAAAAUCAGGGCUUCCGAAAUGCUAACCUUCCUUGCAGAUAUCAUCUGUAUCAAUCCUUUGAAUUUUCUUUAUGAUUUUUGAGCGACACAACUUCAUGUCAAUACCACCCAGUUUUCGGGGAAGAAGACCUGGAGUGAUUCUAUAAUGGCCAAUGAAAGAAGACAUCAUCAAAGAUUAAGGACAUCACAGGUCUCCACUGAUGAAUGAAUUUACUGACGAGCUUAAGCGAGGGAAAUAAUUUAACAAUUUAUUUUACAUGACUUAUUUGUACAGGCAAUAGAAAAGUAUCACCUUAUCAGUGAGCUUUCUCAGGAAGAGUUAUUUUAUCAAAGGCUUAUCUGUCUUCUGUAUCUUCAAUAUCUUAUAAAAAAAACAAAGUGGGUUUACAUUAAUGCUUCAAAACAUACUUCUCCUAGAUAAAGGCUCCUGUGGUACUCACAAAAGUACUUGAAACCAGAAGUCACCAAAACGUUCAGAAUUUACUUGAACCUCUGAAAGGCAAAUCUUUCAAUAGCUUUUCUCUUUGAUUAAACUGAAGCUAACAUAACUUUUUUCUUAAUGAGCCCACAGUGUCAUCAAUUAUUUUGAUAGGAAGACUCCAACCAUAACUGUUUCAUUUCCAUCUCCUUUUCACCUAUUCCAUUUGUCUGGUUAGAACCUGAGUGAUGUGUUUCCAACUGUUAUGAUGAUCCAUCUUCAACCAAUUAUUGGAAUAUAUGGUGAUAUAUUCCAAGGUGAUAAUUUGCUGAUUUUCUUACUGGGAACCAUGUGGCCUCUUCUAAUGGAUAUUACCCAUGACAGCCUAACCAGUAUCAGGAACUUGCUUAUAGGGGUUUGAUGGGCACAUUCACGUGCUUUCACUCUGGCACAGUAAAGUGGAUUUAUCUUGUGUCACAGUAUUAGAAUGAAUAAUAACUGGAGUCAAUAUAAAAGGAUAUUAUGUAACCAUUCAUAUUGCAUAAUAUUCUGAAAAAUAGACUGCCUGACUUUUGGAUAGAAGAUUUACUUGGCUUAAAGUUUGACUUUUCUCUGCAUAUUUCCACAUGCAAAUUGUUAUUGCUACAAUUUUCAAGGUAACUAAAACCCUGAAAAGGGCAAAAUAUACAUGUAUCUUAAGAUUUAAUUUUAAUCUACUUAUCUGAAUGCAAACAUGUUCAAGAUUAAUAACACUGUUUUGGUUUAGAAAUAAUGGUGUAUUUCUAAGGAUUAUAUUAUUGAUGAGUAGAAUUAUAGCACAAGCACAGACCCAAAGUGAGAAAACUCUUUUAAAAACAGGCAAUUACAGCAAAGGUUACUGCAACCAAGAAGGAAUUGUGUGUGUAAUUUGCCAUGCUUCUUAAAGGUAGCACUGGCUCAUUACCAAUGUGGCCAACUAUUUUCAUGUCAGUUAUUGGUUUCUGACAACUAUUACACAUUUGUAUUGUUAAUGUAAAGCAAGGAUUGAAACUCAACUUCCUCUUUGGCAGUUUUCCUACCGAAGGUAACUCACCAAAUAUUCCUGUAACUUGGUUGCACAAACAAAUCCAGUUGGUGAAGAUUUAAUCGUCAGGUUAAUAAUGCAAUUUGUCUUUGCUUAUGUCUGUCUCAUAGAGAUCCAGAUAGAAGUUUGGCAAUCACAGCACUGAUUUCCAUGUAAGAAAAUGUGCUAAAUAAUUGACCUAUAACUUAGAAAACUAACACAGGGCUACCGUAAGUUUCAAACAACAUUAAGGGUUAUUGUCUUAAAACCAAACAAAAAUCCAAGUUAGCCUUCAAAACCCUUUAAUCUUGCAAUAAUAGUUUUAGAAACUGUUUUUAAGAUCACUUUAUAAAUUUGUUUGAAGAUGAAAAUAGCAUUCAAGAGUCAAUUUUUUUUUCCAGAUACAGCUGUUUUACUGAUUUCUCAUCUUUCAAAGUUCUGGUUGCUUAGAAAAUCAAAUGAAAAGCAAUGUUUUUUUCCCAUUCUACAAGUAGCUUGACUAUAUUUAUUGGAAGGAAUUGGCUAUUUUCAACAAUAUAGAUAGGCUAAGUCCAUGAUCCAACUCACCAUACUAUGUGUAUUACAGUGGAUGAUUUUAAGUCAAAACUGAAAAUGAACAAUAAUAGUUGGUGCAACUAAGUUUUGUAUGACAAAGGAUAACAUUACCUUAUGGAUUUCAAUAGUAGAGUGUUAAGGUGUAUUUAUAUUUCAAGUUUAUUCAUGAACUUCUGGAAUACUGAAAUUAGUUUUAGAAAAUAUGCAAUAAGCUUUGCUUCUAGUUGGAUUGCUCUUUUUUUUUCCUUAACCUGAUGCUGUCUACCAGACCCAGACAAUUGUGGCUCUACUGUCAAUAGUUACCAGUGAAAAUAUGUCCCUGUUUUAUAUUUGUUUCUAAAACAUCUCACAGUGAUUGACAUUUUCAAUAAAAUUUCAUGAAA